AUGCAGCUUAUUGUUGGAGAUAUGGCACCUACUGCUGUGAGAACGUGGAAACCGCUGCCUGUGGGGGUAGUUAAAGUGAAUUGGGAUGCCGCCGUUAAUAAAAAUGAGGGUUGCUUAAGGAUUGGGAUUGUUGCCCGUGACUGUGAAGGUGUGCUACUGGGUGCAAAAUGUGUGUUUUGUUUGAUUAAUGCAAAUCCAACGGUGGCUGAAUCUUUGGCAGCUAUUUAUGCAAUAAUUUUUUGCAAAGAGGUGGGGUUUUUUGACGUGAUAUUCGAAGGAGAUGCGCUUCAAGUUGUAAAAGAAAUUCAGUCGACCCCUCCUCAUACUAGCAGGUUUGGGCAUUUUGUAGAAAGCAUUCGAUAG
Alnus glutinosa is the source of this 363-nucleotide messenger RNA. RefSeq lists its product as uncharacterized. The transcript has a single exon. Gene Ontology annotation, molecular function: RNA-DNA hybrid ribonuclease activity; nucleic acid binding. Lineage: Eukaryota; Viridiplantae; Streptophyta; Magnoliopsida; Fagales; Betulaceae. The record is from RefSeq and is a predicted model, not a curated record. The coding region runs from base 1 to 363 and encodes 120 amino acids.